This is a messenger RNA of Humulus lupulus (European hop), 1015 nucleotides long. Its product is annotated as auxin-responsive protein SAUR24-like. The record is from RefSeq and is a predicted model, not a curated record. Gene Ontology annotation, biological process: response to auxin. The transcript has a single exon. NCBI's taxonomy places the organism in Eukaryota, Viridiplantae, Streptophyta, Magnoliopsida, Rosales, Cannabaceae. Bases 546 to 827 code for a protein of 93 amino acids.
AAAAAUAUAGGCAAUGAUAGUACAACUAAUACUGAUAUGUCCCAAAAUUUGACAGUAGCCAGUGGAUGAGCAGAUCAGAUUUUAAACAAGGGGUGACUCUGGUUUUGAUAUAAAUAUGUGUGCGUGAUCCGUGAAUGGGGACAUGCCUAAGACAUCUUUUUACAACAUAUCUAAUGAGUUGGUGUUGUGGGGUUGGGAAAGAAGAAAAAAUAUUGUAGAGAAUAGAUAAUUUCAAACAAGUCAGCUCUGAAAUUUGAAUCGAUAAUUAUGAGUUAGUAGACAAUACCAUGUGAUUUCUCAAGGGCUAUGCCUCUAACCAGAUGACCCCAUCCAACUAACUGCCUCUUUAGUCUUCACCAUUCAUUUCCAUCUAAUAGACAUGUCUGUCCUACGAUACCUAUCAAGAGUAUUGAUUAUAUAUACUCAUACCAUGGGUUCCUUAGCACCUCAAGUCUUCACUUUCUCAAUUAUCAAAGCUUUUCUCUGAAGUCCUCUGUCAUCUCUUUGUUUGUCCACUUUUUCUUUCUUUACAAAAUUUUACUAUAAUGGGUUUUCGCUUUGCUAGCUUAGUUCAUGCCAAGCAACUCAUUCAGAAACCUUUUUCAAGUGCAAAAGAUACUCCAAAGGGCUUUGUGGCAGUUUAUGUUGGUGAUGAGAGCAGAAAGAAGAGAUUUGUGAUCCCUGUGACAUACUUGAACCAGCCAUCAUUCCAAGACUUUCUAAGUCAAGCUGAAGAAGAAUUUGGAUUCGAUCAUCCAAUGGGAGCUCUGACAAUUCCCUGCAAAGAAGAUACCUUCAUCGAUCUUAUUUCACGCUUAAGCGCCUAAUCAUACGAGUAUAGACACCCAUAGAUGAUAGUCACUAACAAAACUUAUUGUUACAAUUUGUUUAGGCAGCCAAUGCAUGCCAAUACCUUGUAAAUACUUUUUCCUUGGGGACUAAGAGAAAGUUGUCCCUAAGAAUGAUACAAAUGAAUUUUCUUCAAUGAAUAUAUGUGACAUAUAAUACUUAUUCA